AUGGAAACACUGGAGUCAGAACUGACCUGCCCAAUCUGCCUGGAGUUGUUCGAGGACCCUCUCCUGCUGCCGUGCGCCCACAGCCUGUGCUUCAGCUGCGCCCACCGCGGAACCCCCGGCCAGUUCUGCGAGCAGGCCCCGCCGCGGGACGCCGUGAAGACCUGCAUCACCUGCGAGGUGUCCUACUGCGACCGCUGCCUGCGCGCCACCCACCCCAACAAGAAGCCCUUCACUAGCCACCGGCUGGUGGAGCCCGUGCCUGACGCGCACUUCCGCGGACUGACGUGCCUGGAGCACGAGAACGAGAAAGUGAACAUGUACUGUGUCGCCGACGACCAGCUCAUCUGUGCCUUAUGCAAACUGGUGGGGCGCCACCGGGACCACCAAGUGGCAUCCCUCAACGAUCGCUUUGAGAAGCUGAAG
This is a messenger RNA of Pterocles gutturalis (yellow-throated sandgrouse), 423 nucleotides long. Its product is annotated as probable E3 ubiquitin-protein ligase MID2. The annotation marks the transcript as partial. NCBI's taxonomy places the organism in Eukaryota, Metazoa, Chordata, Aves, Pterocliformes, Pteroclidae. The transcript has 2 exons. Gene Ontology annotation, molecular function: zinc ion binding. The record is from RefSeq and is a predicted model, not a curated record.